Molecule: messenger RNA, 2750 nt
Organism: Haliaeetus leucocephalus (bald eagle)
Lineage: Eukaryota; Metazoa; Chordata; Aves; Accipitriformes; Accipitridae
Gene: RXRA
Product: retinoid X receptor, alpha
Exons: 10
Coding region: 89-1492 (467 amino acids)
Biological process (GO): negative regulation of transcription by RNA polymerase II; cell differentiation; retinoic acid receptor signaling pathway
Cellular component (GO): RNA polymerase II transcription regulator complex; nucleus
Molecular function (GO): zinc ion binding; nuclear steroid receptor activity; retinoic acid-responsive element binding
Source: RefSeq, a predicted model, not a curated record
CUCCUCCCCUCUGCGCGCCCUGUGUCUGUGUGUGUGUUUUUCGCCGCCGAUCGUCCCCAAGCCCCUUGGCAUGAGUUAAGCACCAGCUAUGGACACCAAACACUUCCUGCCACUGGAUUUCUCCAACCAAGUCAAUUCCACAUCCCUGAACUCUCCCACGAGCCGGGGGCCCAUGGCCACCCCAUCCCUCCACCCGUCCAUCGGGCCGGGCAUCGGCUCCUCGCUGGGCUCCCCGGGCCAGCUCCACUCGCCCAUCAGCACCCUGAGCUCGCCCAUCAAUGGCAUGGGACCUCCGUUCUCCGUCAUCAGCUCGCCCAUGGGCCCGCACUCAAUGUCCGUCCCCUCCACCCCCAGCCUGGGAUUCGGCACCAGCAGCCCACAGCUCAACUCACCCAUGAACCCCGUCAGCAGCUCAGAAGACAUUAAGCCACCCCUGGGGCUCAACGGAGUCCUCAAAGUGCCAGCACAUCCCUCAGGAACGAUGGCCUCCUUCACCAAGCACAUAUGUGCCAUCUGCGGGGACAGAUCUUCAGGUAAACAUUAUGGGGUUUACAGCUGCGAGGGCUGCAAAGGCUUCUUCAAGCGCACGGUGCGGAAAGACCUCACCUACACUUGCCGCGACAACAAGGACUGCUUGAUCGACAAGCGCCAGCGCAACCGCUGCCAGUACUGCCGCUAUCAGAAGUGUCUCGCGAUGGGGAUGAAGCGAGAAGCCGUCCAGGAGGAGAGGCAGCGGGGAAAGGACCGCAACGAGAACGAGGUGGAGUCGACAAGUAGCGCUAACGAGGACAUGCCCGUGGAAAAGAUCUUGGAAGCUGAACUCGCAGUGGAGCCAAAGACAGAGACGUACAUUGAAGCGAAUAUGGGCUUGACGCCGAGCUCGCCCAACGACCCAGUGACGAACAUAUGCCAGGCAGCAGACAAACAGCUCUUCACCCUGGUGGAGUGGGCCAAGAGGAUCCCCCACUUCUCCGAGCUGCCCCUGGACGACCAGGUCAUCUUGCUCAGAGCAGGGUGGAACGAGCUCCUAAUCGCCUCCUUCUCCCACCGGUCCAUAGCCGUGAAAGACGGGAUCCUCUUAGCCACCGGGCUCCACGUGCACCGGAACAGCGCGCACAGUGCCGGUGUCGGGGCCAUCUUCGACAGAGUACUGACAGAACUCGUGUCAAAAAUGCGAGACAUGCAGAUGGACAAGACAGAGCUAGGCUGCCUGCGAGCCAUUGUCCUCUUCAACCCCGACUCGAAAGGUCUCUCCAACCCGGCUGAAGUGGAGGCGUUACGGGAGAAGGUGUACGCAUCGCUAGAGGCAUACUGCAAACACAAAUACCCCGACCAGCCCGGGAGGUUCGCAAAGCUCUUGCUCCGUCUCCCAGCCCUCCGGUCCAUUGGCCUGAAAUGCCUGGAGCACCUCUUCUUCUUCAAGCUAAUAGGCGACACGCCAAUCGACACCUUCUUGAUGGAAAUGCUGGAAGCGCCCCAUCAAAUGACUUAGAGAACUGCUGCUGGGUCAGUCCCUCGCCCGGCUGGGGUCUCGCGGGACCCCUUCCUCUGCUUUUCCUCCGCCGCUGCCCCAGCCCGUCCCUCCCUCCUCUCCCCAGCGCUGGAGGCACCGUCUGAUCCGGGGCGACCCCCUGCCGUCCUCGCCUCCUCGUCGCCUUCACCCUUGUCCGUUUGCUGUCACUGCUGCAUCUCAAGACCUGCCUCGCUGGUUCCCUGCGCUAGAUGUAGAGAAGUGGGAGCGGAGAGAGCUUGCCACCCACUGCCCUGGCUCGCACCUCUGCCCCGGCCCCCGCUGUGCCAUGAGUUUCGGGGUGAGCCGCUGGCCGGGCUUGGCAUCACCCCGCGUGUAUGCCGCGGCCGACGGUGUUUCCCGUGGGGCAGGAGCGGGGACAGGGACAGUCCCAGCCCUUGGGGCAGUGGGGUUUGGACAAGUCGAGGGGAGUGGUUGAACUCGCCGGAUUGCAGCUGGCUGUUUUCAGAGGAUGGAGUUUUUGAAAAAGAGAAGAAAAAAAAGAAAAAAAAAAAAAAGAAUUCUAUUUUUGGUUUCUAACUAUUAUUAGUAGUCUCGGUAGUUACUUCACGGAGGGAGAGGCGGGCUGGAGAGGCGGCCCAGCCCGUGCCCCGUGAAUGAGUCACCCGUGGCUGCACAGAGCCUUCUCCUUUCAAUUAAAAGCAGAGGAUUUGGGAUUGAGCUGAAUCCCAUCCCCCAAAUAACGAGGUGACUGUUGGCACAGGCAGCCAGGGCACCCUCUCACCCCCUUUGCGGGGGAUCCCGCGGGCGGCAGCACCUGAAAAAAAUCCCCUUUUGCCGUCCCAGAGGGCAGCCGGGCAUCGCUGCUCUUCCCAAAGGUGCCUCUGCGCUCACUCUGGAGCUGCCCACGCAGACACGAGCCGGCUGGAGCACUUGCUUUAAGGCUGCCAGGGACUCAACAUCGCCCUUCCCCAGCUCACAGGGUCUUGCUGGGACCCCCUGCCCUCACCACUCUGCCCAGCAUCCCGGCACAGCCCCACUCGCGAGGCUCGGUCCAGCCCGUCCUGCCAGACCCACGCUUUAUUUCAAGGGCUGUUGCAUUGGAGCAGCAGGAGCUGGCAUGUCCGCAAUGGCUCCUUGAUUUUUUUUUUUUGGUCCUGACCCUGUUUAGUGAGGUUGAAGGGGCAUUUCCAGCCGAUGGGGUGGGCUUGACAAAAACACCCCCUCCGUGCCCGCAUUCCGGGUCCGUAGCACCCCCAGGUACCAGCAGGCGUUUCCC